GAAGGCGCUACAUCAUCCGGACUCGCAGCUCUCAGGGAGGUGGAGGACGUGGAGGGGAAAAUCGCCGUGGAACUUAUCGCUGAAGAGGAAGAGGAAGAGGGAGAGGACGAAGCUCUGUGAGCUAGGGGGAUUAAAUUACAACAUUCCCUGAUAGUGGAGAAUAUAGGGUUAAGAUACAGGGUUCAGAAUCAGGUUAGUUGUUUGGAACAAAGGGGUUAAUUAAGACGCCCUCUUUGGACCUAAAAGGGUUAAUUAAUAUCCUCGAGAAGUAUAUACCUUCUCUGGAGUGACUAUAGUAAAGGGUUUUUAAUUUUCUUGGCUCAUGAGUCAUGACUUUUAGUGUACACAUCUGUUAUACUGCUUCUUGUCAUUUUGGUCGUUCAAAAUACUUGAACAGGGUUUUGGAAGAGAGUGAUGAGGUCACGGUUGCCAAGACAACACUGGAUGAAUUUCAAAAACAGAGCGAAGCAGUUGGAAUGCAACUUGAGGAACAAGAAGGAAGAGUGACAACGAUGGAAGAUAUUCUCUCUGAGAUCCUCUCUAAGAUUGGUCAAGUCAAGGACACAUACGAGAGACUACAAGAGCAGGUAAAUGACGUCAUCGAUCUUCACCAGAACGCGGUGGGGGAGCUGAGAGGACAGCUCUCGCAGGUUGAGAGUGCCACGGUCGGGAAGACACAUGACUUGGAGGACCUUCUUCUGGAGAACCAGAGCCGGAUGGAGAAGCUGGAUGCCAUGCUACACAUUGAGAUAGAGAGAAAGGCGGAAAUGGAGAAGGCGAGAAACUGGAUCAUGACGUUUGUUGCUUGGGCCGUCACCAUUGUACUCCACUUCAUCGCCUUCUUCCUGAAACUGUCGUCCCUGCUGAGCACUAAGACUGGAGCUUUGUCAGCAGUUGCCAUAGCAAUCAUUGCAGUAAUCUUACUAUGGACAAGUAUUUCCAGUUAAUGCCCGCCAUCGUUCAGUCAUUGUUUCGUGUGAGUGUGUGUCUUAGUGUUGUCAUAGUAACCACACAACGACGUAAAAUAUUCUUUUGAAUCUCAUUCAUUAUUAUUCUGUCACUCUCAAUUUUUGUGUAUCCAGACUGCAUAGUCUAUAUUAUUACGUGUAACCAGAAAAUUGGGAACACAUGUUGCAUGUUGCGUUCUGCCUGCAGUUGUCUCUACCAUUCCUCCUCUCGUGUCGUAGAGUGGCAACAUUGCCGUGGGCUCAAUUUGCAGUGGGAGAAGUUGAAAACUGAAGCUGCCAAACCUGCCUAGUUGCCCCGCCCCCCUUCUCCAGUCCCCCUAUCACCAAAAGCACAUCUCCACUCGUCACACUGGCACACAGAGAGUGACAGAGGGCUGCUGCUCCGGGCAGUACGCCCACCUCUUUCCACCCCUCCCCCUCCUCACACUCCCACACCUUCCCACACACCCUCCCCCUCUCCCCUCCCUCCCUCCUAUC
This is a messenger RNA of Geodia barretti, 1445 nucleotides long. The record is from the annotation of a GenBank genome assembly. NCBI's taxonomy places the organism in Eukaryota, Metazoa, Porifera, Demospongiae, Tetractinellida, Geodiidae.